Messenger RNA from Bufo gargarizans (Asiatic toad), 7822 nucleotides. Its product is annotated as ankyrin repeat and KH domain-containing protein 1-like. The coding region runs from base 74 to 7159 and encodes 2361 amino acids. Gene Ontology annotation, cellular component: cytoplasm. Lineage: Eukaryota; Metazoa; Chordata; Amphibia; Anura; Bufonidae. The record is from RefSeq and is a predicted model, not a curated record. Gene Ontology annotation, molecular function: protein binding; RNA binding. The transcript is spliced from 34 exons. Gene Ontology annotation, biological process: innate immune response.
UACAGGACAGCAAGGUCCGGCUGCUUGUCGCGAGCCCGGUAAAGUGACCCGAGGCGGACCAUCACCCGGCGCCAUGCAGAAUGCUGAAGUCACCGGCGGCUACGAGCAUGAGAUUGACUCGGUGACUCCUCUGUCGCCCCUUGGCUUAGAGGCUGAAGUUUUCCUGCCGGGGAAGAACGUGCACUUCAUCGCCGACGUCCCGCCUGGCGACACGCUGGACUUUAAGCUGGCAGCCGUGCUCUCGUCCGGAGCGGGCUCUGGCAGCGACGAGGAUGAAGUGUCUGAAGUCGAAUCAUUUAUUUUGGACCAAGAGGACAACUCAGUGCUGAAGACUGUAUCAGAACUAUUUUUAUCAACUGCUGCAGAAGUAGCAGACUUGCGGACUGUUGAUCCGGCUACACAAGCGCGCUUAGAAGCGGUCCUAGAAGCUGCAGGAAUUGGUAAACUGUCCACCACUGAUGGAAAAGCCUUUGCAGAUCCUGAAGUACUUCAAAGAUUGACAUCAUCUGUGAGCUGUGCAUUAGAUGAAGCGGCUGCUGCUCUGACUCGCAUGAGGGCAGACAGUUUUCAUACAGGGCAGGUAGACAAUCGAAGUUUGGCAGAAGCUUGUUCAGAUGGAGAUGUGAAUGCAGUACGUAAGCUACUCAAUGAAGGUAGAAGUGUAAAUGAACAUACUAAAGAAGGUGAAAGUCUUCUCUGCUUGGCUUGUUCUGCUGGAUAUUAUGAGCUGGUACAAGUAUUACUUGCAAUGCAUGCGAAUGUUGAAGACCGAGGGAAUAAAGGUGACAUCACACCUUUAAUGGCAGCAGCUAGUGGUGGAUUUGUGGAUAUUGUAAAGGCUCUCCUACUGCAUUCUGCAGAUGUCAAUGCUCAGUCUUCAACAGGGAAUACUGCUUUAACCUAUGCAUGUGCUGGAGGAUUUGUGGAUGUGGUUAAAGUUUUGUUGGAAGAAGGCGCCAAUAUAGAGGAACAUAAUGAAAAUGGACACACUGCAUUAAUGGAAGCUGCCAGUGCUGGCCAUGUUGACGUUGCAAGGAUCUUGCUGGAAAAUGGUGCAGGCAUUAAUGCUCACUCAAAUGAAUUUAAAGAGAGUGCACUGACAUUGGCAUGCUAUAAAGGACAUUUAGAGAUGGUUCGGUUUUUGCUGAAAGCUGGUGCUGAUCAAGAGCAUAAAACUGAUGAAAUGCACACUGCUUUAAUGGAGGCCUGCAUGGAUGGACAUGUUGGGGUAGCUCGUUUACUGCUUGAUAGUGGUGCUCAGGUCAACAUGCCAGCAGAUUCUUUUGAAUCCCCCCUCACAUUAGCCGCUUGUGGAGGACAUGUGGAACUUGCAGCUCUGCUUAUUGAGAGAGGCGCCAAUCUUGAAGAAGUAAACGAUGAAGGUUACACACCUUUAAUGGAAGCAGCCCGAGAAGGACAUGAAGAAAUAGUGGCACUUCUUAUAGCACAAGGUGCUAACAUAAAUGCUCAGACUGAAGAAACCCAAGAAACGGCUCUUACUCUUGCAUGCUGUGGAGGGUUUGCAGAAGUCACAGAUUUUCUUGUGAAAUCGGGGGCAGAUGUUGAACUUGGUUGCUCUACUCCUCUCAUGGAAGCUGCUCAGGAAGGACAUCUUGAACUAGUGAAAUAUCUCUUAUCAGCAGGUGCAGAUGUUCAUGCCUCCACGGCUACAGGAGACACGGCUUUAACAUAUGCUUGUGAAAAUGGACACACAGAUGUGGCAGAAGCAUUGCUUCAAGCUGAAGCUGAUCUGGAACAUGAAUGUGAAGGAGGUAGAACUCCUCUGAUGAAAGCAGCACGAGCUGGACACCUCUGCACUGUUCAGUUUCUUUUAAGCAAAGGAGCCAAUAUUAAUAAAGCUACAGCCAAUAAUGAUCACACUGUUGUGUCCCUCGCAUGUGCUGGAGGUCAUCUUGCUGUUGUUGAGUUGCUGUUGGCAAAAGGAGCAGAUCCAACGCACAGGCUUAAAGAUGGAUCCACAAUGCUGAUAGAAGCUGCAAAAGGGGGCCAUACCAAUGUCGUUUCUUACUUGUUGGAUUAUCCGAACAAUCUUCUUUCAUCCGCCUCCUCUACUGAUGGCAAUCAGAUUACCCCCACACUUCAUGAUCAGUUUGCUGUUUCUUGUGUACCAAUGCAUACAAUUGCCACGGUCGUGCCACCUCGAGAGCCAGAUAAGCCUCCAGACGAGAUAGAUUCAGGAAAAGGUGCAUCAAAAAAGACUCCUAAUAACAUCCACGCCUCAGGUAAAGAACAAAGAUCUCUUCAUCCAUUUCAGCCCCUGGAAUGUAUAGUGGAAGAAACUGAAGGAAAACUCAGUGAACUUGGGCAACGAAUUAGUGCUAUUGAACGAGCACAGCUAAAAUCUUUAGAACUGAUUCAAGGUGAACCUUUAAAUAAGGAUAGAAUCGAAGAAUUAAAAAAGAACAGAGAAGAACAGGUCCAGAAGAAAAAGAAAAUCCUAAAAGAACUUCAAAAAGUUGAAAGGCAAUUACAGAUGAAAGCUCAGCAACAGGUCACCAAGGAGAUUGUCGAAGAUGCUACUAGCACAGAAACUUCUGUACUCCAGCCUUCUUCAGUAUCUAGUGAAUCUACAUUAAUGGCCGAUGAAAAUAUUUUUUCAAAUGACAAGUGUAUAGAAUUAGAUGCGUUUAGAACUGGUAGCCUCAAGGUGAUGGCACAGAUUUGUGGUAAAGAGAGGGGUUUGUCAUCCGUGGACUUGAUGCCAAAAUUAAUUAAUAACUUAGGACUUUCAGGAAUGGAUUCUAGUGAAUCGGUCACAACUUGCAGUAAAGUACCACUGGAUUGGCCUCCCGUCAAUAGCACUUUGACAUCUCAAGUUGCAGACAACUUAAUGAUUGCUCCUCCAGCUCAAACUCUAAAUGAUACUCUUGAUGACAUCAUGACAGGUGUAUCUGGCAAAAUACCUUCGGUGACUGGUGGUGACUUGGCUACAACAAUUUCUUCAUCAGUUCUACAGUCUGCUUCAGGAAGUCGAGAUGAAGAACCUUUGCUACCAGGCUUUGCGCCAGUAAAUAUUGAUGCACAUACUGAAAGCAAUCAUGACACUGCAUUAACACUUGGCUGUGCUGGUGGCCAUGAGGAGCUUGUAUCUGUGCUGAUAACUCGUUGUGCGAAUAUUGAACACAGGGACAAGAAAGGUUUCACUCCUCUGAUUUUGGCAGCUACAGCGGGACAUGCUGGAGUAGUUGAAAUUCUUUUAGAUAAGGGAGCAGAUAUUGAGGCACAGUCUGAACGCACUAAAGAUACUCCUUUGUCCCUGGCAUGUUCUGGGGGUCGUCAAGAGGUUGUAGAGCUGCUUUUGUCUCGAGGAGCCAAUAAAGAGCAUCGAAAUGUUUCGGACUAUACACCUCUCAGUUUGGCUGCAUCUGGUGGAUAUGUCAACAUUAUCAAGAUCCUGUUAAAUGCAGGGGCAGAAAUUAAUUCUAGGACUGGUAGCAAACUGGGCAUCUCCCCUCUAAUGUUGGCUUCCAUGAAUGGUCAUGUUCCUGCUGUUAAACUGCUUCUCGAUAUGGGAUCUGACAUAAAUGCUCAGAUUGAGACAAAUCGCAAUACAGCUCUGACUUUGGCAUGCUUCCAGGGUAGAGCCGAAGUUGUAAGUCUUCUCCUGGACAGGAAAGCUAAUGUUGAACACAGAGCUAAGACUGGCUUGACUCCUUUGAUGGAAGCUGCUUCUGGAGGUUACGCAGAGGUGGGAAGAGUGCUGUUAGACAAAGGAGCUGAUGUCAACUCUCCACCAGUGCCUUCAUCAAGAGAUACUGCUUUAACUAUUGCUGCAGAUAAAGGACAUUACAAAUUCUGUGAGCUUCUUAUUAAUAGGGGUGCCCAUAUUGAUGUGAAAAAUAAGAAGGGGAACACACCUAUGUGGCUAGCAGCUAAUGGGGGCCAUUUUGACAUAGUUCAACUACUUGUACAUGCUGGUGGUGAUGUUGACGCUGCUGACAAUCGUAAAAUAACUCCUUUACUGUCAGCGUUUCGGAAGGGUCAUCUAAAAGUUGUACAGUUCCUGGUAAAGGAAGUGAAUCAGUUUCCAUCAGAUAUUGAGUGUAUGAGAUACAUUGCAACAAUAACUGAUAAGGAUCUGUUGAAGAAAUGCCAUCAGUGCAUGGAAACAAUAGUGAAGGCAAAAGACCAGCAGGCUGCAGAAGCUAACAAAAAUGCCAGUAUCCUGCUUAAGGAGCUUGACCUUGAAAAGUCUAGAGAAGAAAGUCGCAAGCAAGCUCUUGCAGCUAAAAGAGAGAAACGAAAAGAAAAAAGAAAGAAAAAGAAGGAAGAGCAGAAAAAGAAACUGGAAGAUGAUGACUGUAAACUUUCCAGGACAUGUGACCUGGAUGCUGAAGAUGAACACAGUGAUGUAGAGGAGGAAGAUGUCCCUCUAGAGCCACCAAGUGCAACAAUAAUGACUACAAUUGGCAUCUCUGCAACAUCUACAACAUUUACAAAUGUGUUUGGAAAAAGGAGUGGUAUAAUCAUAACGCCUAGCACUAAUCAGAAAAAUAAAAAAGGCAAAACCGAAGAAAACCUGCAGCUUAUUGCACCUGACCCGGAUGUCUCUAAGAAAUCUCAAAAAAAUAAUAAUAAUGGACAUAGUGAAGAUGCUAGUGGUGUUGUUUGUGAUUUUGUAAUUUUGGAUAGUGAUGAAUGCAACAGUGAAAUCCCCGUUCACAAGAACCAAGAAUGUAAUAAAAGUGAUAACACAUCUAGAACGAAAACAUGUUCUUUACUUCUCCACAAAUGGGAAGAAAAGCCCAAGAUGUUAACAUCGAAGAUUUCCACAAGAAUUGAAAACGAUACGAGUAACAAGCAACCUUUAUCCAGUUUUAAAGCCACUCCUUUUACAUUGCCGAAUCCGAAGCUGAAUAUAUGUAGCCCAAAAAGAGGCCAAAAGAGAGAAGAAGGAUGGAAAGAAGUUGUUAGGAGAUCAAAGAAGCUGUCGGUUCCUGCAUCUGUAGUAUCUCGAAUAAUGGGGAGAGGUGGCUGUAAUAUCACUGCAAUUCAAGAUGUUACUGGUGCCCAUAUUGAUGUUGAUAAACAAAAAGAUAAGAAUGGAGAAAGAAUGAUCACUAUAAGGGGUGGACCAGAAUCCACUAGGUAUGUGGUACAACUGAUAAAUGCCUUGAUUCAAGAUCCUGCCAAAGAACUAGAAGACUUAAUACCCAAGGGACACAUUCGUAGUCCCAAGACACUAAAUUCACCAUCUGGAGCAGGCAUUGUAUCUACCAGCAAAAGCCCUUCUUUUGUAACAAACACUGCGACAUCAUCAAUGACUAGAGUUUUGACAUCUUUUAAGUCUUCCAAACAGACCAAAAAUAUCCAGGAAAAUAUUCAUCCUCCUUUGCAAGGAAUACUUCCUAUGCCUACUAGCCAUCCACGAUUUGCACAUUUAACAGCCCAACCAAUGCAGCCAGUCAGACAUACUCACUUACCAUUGGCCCAGCUUGGAGGUUCUUUAAGACCACCUACCUGUACAUGGGGGCCGUUUUCUGUGAUAUCAAGUGGCAAAAAUAUUUCUCCAAAACAUACAUUGCAAGAAACAAGUAGUACCGCACAGACGGAUGCAUCCUUAUUCGGCAGUUCAAUCUUUACCUCUAAGUUAAAUGAUGUUUCUCAACAUUUAAGUGAAUCCAACAGCCCUUCGUCCAUUGGAAAACAGUUAUUCCCUUGCAAUGUGAAAAGCAGCAGUGGGGUGUCUGUGUGUUCUGAUACUACAAGCAAGUGUACUACAGUGUCUUCUGUGUCAUUUACAACCAUAAGUAAUGCGUUAAAUUCUAGCACGCUUCCUAGUGAUGGGCAAACAGAACACCACUUAGCCACAAAACCGAGAACAGUGCGUCCUCUAGAUCAGACAGCAGAAAUGCGCUUUUCAUCUGGGAUGAACUGGUCUGCUAAUUCCUCAUUUACUAGUGACCAAAAAUCAUUUUGUUCUUCAAGUCCGUCAGCAUACAAAAGUAUAAAGGAGGAGGAACUGUCAGGUGGUACAUCAGAGCGAAAUGAACCCAAGGUUGCUGUUUAUGUGAAUGAGGCUGGCGCAGAACCUGAGAGUAAUUGCAGAUUUCCACACAUGGCUCAUGCCAACCAGUAUGCAUUACACAAUAUGCAGUAUAGAAACCCAGUAAACUCCAUGAUAUCUACGAAACAAAUGCAGCAAGAUGAACACACUCGCUUUUUUACAGAUUCACAGCCCAGUACUGCUCAAGAUUCACUCCAGAAAGGAAAUGCACAGUCUCCUCUUUCAACGCCACCUAUUAACAAUUCUCAAGUACACUUGAAUUUGACAAGCAAACAGUUGCCUCUGUCAUUUGGACCUGCACUUCUCAAUCACUUUUCUACUCCGCUUAAUCAGAUGUCAUGCAGUCAAGGUUGGGGAGCAUGUUUUUCAUCUGCUGAAACAAAUAACCAGUUUCUAAAUGGUCCAGAUAACUGCAUUCUUGGAGAAGUAGAAAAUUUCCGUUCCUUAACAGUAUCUAAUCCUCCUGGCUUCAGACCAACCGAGGGCAGUUUAUCUGGAUCAGUGGCAUCCUUUGACGAUUCUGACAACUGUUCACUGGGUAUAUCUGUACCAGCGAUGACCAGUUUUGAAAAAAAUCUGUAUCCAAGUCCGAUGUUUUUGCAAGGUCCUAAUGUUUGUUCUCCUAGUUUUAGUAGACAACACUUUUCACCGCAUCCUUGGACUAAUUCUUCAAAUCUGUCACUAUCUGGAUCGACUUCACCACCACCAUCAACUGAUUCUCAGUUAUCAGGCCUCAUGCAGCCAAUGAACUUUACAGGUGAUCGCAAAAUGCCACCUCCUAUCGGAACAGAGAGGCUAGCACGAAUUCGACAAAGUGGCUGUGCGUUUGGGAACACCUACUCACCUUCUGGUGGACAAAAUGGCAUAUGGUCAUUUGGCGUCAACAGUGGACCAGAUGGGUUUUCAGGCUGGUCUCAGCCAGUCAUGAAUACUCAUGUUUACCAUCACCCUCAACCAGACAACACUGUGUUUUCACAACACCAGUAUUUGGAAAGAGAUGAAUAUGGUGUGCUUCAUCCUUCCAAUGGACUUCAUCGACCAACUUCAAGCACAGUUAUUGACUCUUCCAAAGCCUUACCAGGAACAUGGACAUCACCUUAUGGAACUACACAUCUGAAAUAUGUUAACUGAUUUAGAAGAUACUGUUGAGCACAAUUUAAGAAUUGCAUUUGGGAUGUCCAGAAGAAUGAGGGUUUUCUCAGUUACGGUUAUUUGUUUCCUUAAAUUUCACUUCUGUUAAGGAGUUACGUACUUAAUAUUUAAAGCGAAUUUCAGAUUUGCUGUUUGUUGGUUUAUAAAUCACUUUAUACAAUCCUACAUCCAGCCUUCCAUUUUUACAUAUACUAUCGUCUAUGACAUACAGUGAUAUUUUCUUCUCUCAUGUACCACGUGACAAAAUGACCAUCCAUCCCAAAUAUUUAUUAAAGCAUUUCUUCAUAGUUUUUGUUGUAAAUGUCAAUAAAUUCAGUGAACUACCAAUAUCAUUUGAAUACAUAUACUCAUUAUGGUAUAGAAACUGAAAGAAUUCCAGCACUCAGGCUUAUUUACGAUUCAAUGAAAGGUGGUUUUAUUAAAGAGUUGUUACAUAAAUGUGACGAUUCGGUCAGUUUUACCUUUUUCAAACUGUAAUUGAGUUUCAACAACGUAUGGAGAUAAACAUAAAGGUAUCCAAGUUACAACAUUUAUUAUGAAACAAUUGAAAAUUGUGCAGCCAGAUACAUAAGGAAAAAGAACAUGAUUAAUGGAAGUAUAAAUAUCCCAAGAUGUUAUGAUAAAUAAAACUGGUACAAUCGG